AUCUGUCACAAAGAUUCUUCCUCAUGGCAUGGAUCGGUUUGGUUGAACCCUGUAUCUCUUGAGCAUGUGUCGAGUCUCUUGCAUCAUUUAGGUGCAGUUGAAAGCAAAACUUUUCAAUACGUCAAAUGUUCAAUCGAAGGUAUUUGUCAUGUUCAUGGUUGUAGAGACGUGGUACAUAAAAUUAUCGGAUGUCUGCACGAUGGGGGCAGAACAUGCUUUCGUCACGGAUGGAUGUCGGUUUUUCCAUGUUCUGGGUCAUGAAAUUGCCAAGAGGAGACGCUCGAAGGGAAGAAAGCGCGAGGCACUGAGCCGAUCGCCAACGCUCACGUUGCUGUCGGAAUCGAAACCCGACACUCCGUCCAGUCGUCUGUGCCCUCUCAGCAGCCAGGCACAGCGAAGGCAAGGUGCAGCGCGGCUCAUUACAAUUUGCAAAUGUGACGAGAGAGUGUUGCUAUCCGAUGCAAGAAUGGCCGCGCGACGACGGCGUGGAUCGCCAGUUUGCGAGAAAAUGGACCAUUUGUAGACGAGGCCGAGGACAUUAGUGGGACAGGUGCUUCAUUGUGUGGAAAUCAGGGCUGAGGUCGGAGGAGAACAAGUGGCAACAGCGACUGGAAUAGCGCUAUUGAGUGCAAGGGAGGAGUAGCAUUCAUGUCGGCAGGCAAGAGACUGAAGGUUUCAUCUGCGGAGGAGGGCACAGCUUCUUGUUACAAGCCUGUGAUUCUUGUGGACUUGGGCAAUGGAGUGUGCGGACAGCUCCGAACUGACGGUUCUGACGAUGCCAUAGUGGAGGAGCGAUGGCAGCAGUUCAAAGACGAGCUGCACAAGUCUGAGUUUUGGCACAAAUACAAGGAAAGAUCCGAGAGUCCGAGUUCGGGAUUUGACAAGAAAGCGUACAGGGAAAUCGUUGAGAAGGAGAUUCAGAGAGCUUGGGAUGAAAGUGGGAAGGUGAAAUCGCUGCGCAUUCCUGUCUGUGAGGGGUCCAAGGGUGUUAAGGACGUGAGUGCUGAAUCUCAGGAAAAGGAGGUGGCGAAGAAGUCCUCUGAUUCUGAGCCUGCUGCGGGGGAAAAAGCCCCUGCAAUGGCUCCAUCCGGACGAAUGCGGAGAUACUUGGUAACUGUUGAGUACGCAGGAACACGCUUUUUAGGAUGGCAGAAGCAAAAACAUCGUCCUGAUCUUAGAACUGUUCAGGGAACCUUGGAGGAUGCUUUCAACAAAUUCAUAGGGCAACCUGUUGUUUGUGGUGGUUCAAGCAGAACGGAUACCGGAGUGCAUGCUCUGGCUAAUGUUUGCCACAUCGACGCCGAGCGAGUGAGCAAGAGAAAGCCUGGUGAAUAUCUGCCGCCACAUGAACCCGACGUGGUGAAACGAGCCGUAAAUCAUUUCUUACUGAAAGAUGCCGGUGGAGACUUGAUGGUGACAAACGUGCGAUGUGUGCCACUCGACUUUCAUGCUCGAUUUCAAGCCAGGGAACGCACGUACCAUUAUCGAAUUGUUGCAGGAAAUCCCUUCCCUUCAAUAUUUGAGCGGGAUCGAGCUUGGAACGUUCCAGAGAGCCUGAACAUCAUUGCAAUGCAGGAAGCGGCACAAGAGCUGAUUGGGCACCAUGAUUUCACUUCGUUUCGCGGUACCGGAUGCCAGGCAAAGUCUCCGAUGAAAACUCUCGACGAGCUUCACAUAUGCGAAAUGCCGGCAUGGCCGUGCUUUCCAGCUUUAGAAGAGCGCUUCCCUUAUUCUCCUAAGAACAGAACCGAAGCGGAACUUGACCGGGAGGACUGUGACCAGAGCGAAGGAAGUAAAUCACAUCAUAAUGAUAAUUGUGUGGAGCUGAAAUCUGCAAGGCCUCGUUGCUAUGUCAUAACAGCACGUGCUCGCUCUUUCCUUUACCAUCAGGUUCGGCUUCUCGUGGGAACUCUCAAAGCAGUUGGCUGCGGAUUGUUGACUAAAGACGAUGUGAGAAGGAUCCUUAAGGCUCGAUCCAUCAAAGAAACGCCAGCAAUGGCACCCGCAUUUGGUCUCUAUCUCGCAGACGUGAAAUACGACUUCGAAAAUCCUAAGACGAGGCAGACUUCUGGGAACGACGGGGAUCCCACAGCUAUGCUGAAUGAGUCUCCCUAGGCGUUCUUGUUGAACCAGUUUGAGAUGGUACGACUUACGGAGUUGUUUACAAUUCGAGUAUGAUGACAAAUCGCAUAUCUAUCGUCAUGCUAUGCGAGUUAAAAGAUCGACCUGAUCAUUAAUUUGGAAACAGUAGGUAAUGCAGGCCACCUUACAGUAUAUGUACUAGCAUCACGAAGAAUUCGACUGCAGCUGACUGUUCACAAAAUUCUUGAACAUUAAAUUCCCAGUGGAAUGUUCAUCAUCUAUCAAUUUUGGCACAUUUUCCACGCCUCGUUCUCC
Messenger RNA from Marchantia polymorpha subsp. ruderalis, 2397 nucleotides. NCBI's taxonomy places the organism in Eukaryota, Viridiplantae, Streptophyta, Marchantiopsida, Marchantiales, Marchantiaceae. The record is from the annotation of a GenBank genome assembly.